Molecule: messenger RNA, 1461 nt
Organism: Lottia gigantea (owl limpet)
Lineage: Eukaryota; Metazoa; Mollusca; Gastropoda; Lottiidae
Exons: 11
Biological process (GO): protein phosphorylation; intracellular signal transduction; cGMP biosynthetic process
Molecular function (GO): ATP binding; peptide receptor activity; guanylate cyclase activity
Source: RefSeq, a predicted model, not a curated record
GUUAGAAGUUUGAGGUACAAGACUAUCAAUCAGUUGAUAGGGGCCUGUGUUGAACCUAACAAAGUCUGUUUAAUAUGGUCGUAUUGCGGGAAAGGAAGUUUACAUGAUGUUCUGCAAAAUAAAAACGUUAAACUUGAUUGGAUUUUUAAAGUUUCAUUUUUGUCUGAUAUUAUUAGGGGCAUGAGUUACCUACAUGAAUCGGAAGUUCAGAUUCACGGUCGACUCAAGUCAACCAAUAUUCUAGUAGAUAAUCAUUGGUGUUGUAAAGUUGGUGAUCUGGCCAUGCCGUUGUUUAGAGCUGGCGAAAAAAUAAUUUUGAUGUUUUCAGAUAAAUUAUGGGUAGCACCAGAAGUCUUACGAGAUCCCGUUACCUAUGCUCGGGGUAGCAAGAAAGCUGAUGUGUAUGCUUUUGGAAUUAUACUUCAAGAAAUAUUCUUACGUACGGGACCUUACGGCAACGUUGUAUUGGAACCCGCAGAGAUUGUGGAGCGUGUAAUCAACUGUGAGGAUCCACCAUAUCGGCCAGUGGUAGAGAAAGGUGUGGCAGCUGAUAAUGUUUUGGAGGUGAUGAAAUCUUGUUGGGAGGAAAAUCCGGUCUUAAGACCCACUUUCCGACACAUAGGUGAACAAAUGCGAAGAAUAAACAAAGGAAAGACGACUAAUAUUAUUGAUCAAAUGAUUCAUAUGUUAUCCAAGUAUGCUGAUCAUUUAGAAGAUCUGGUAGCUGAUAGAACCAAACAGCUGGAAGAAGAGCAACAGAAAACAGACGAACUGUUAUGUAGAAUGUUGCCAGCCACCAUAGCCAACGAAUUAAAAAGAGGAAAUCAAGUAUCCCCGGCAUAUUUUGACUCUGUCACAGUUUUCUUUAGUGAUGUUGUUGGUUUUACCAAAUUAGCUGCAGAAAGUACACCUUUUGAGAUUGUUAACUUCCUGAAUCAUCUUUACACCACUUUUGAUAAUAUCAUUGAUAGAUACGACGUCUACAAGGUGGAAACUAUCGGAGAUGCCUAUAUGGUGGCGAGUGGUUUACCUAUUCCUAAUGGUAAAAGGCAUGCAGGAGAAAUAGCAACUAUGGCUCUAGAUCUUCUCGCCUCUACAUCUAUUUUCACUAUUGCUCAUAGACCAGAUCGAACAUUGCAGCUUAGGACUGGUAUGCAUACAGGACCAGUAUGUGCAGGAGUUGUUGGUUUAAAAAUGCCAAGAUAUUGUUUAUUUGGUGAUACAGUCAACUACAGUAGCAGAAUGGAAACAUCCGGCUUAGCCCUUCGUAUUCAUGUCAGUAAAGAAUGCAAGGCAGUUUUAGAUCAACUUGGUGGAUAUCAGUUAAGUGACCGAGGUCUUGUUGAAAUGAAGGGUAAAGGAUCGAUGUACACCUACUGGUUAAUUGGAAAAGAUGGUUUUUAUCGAGAAUUACCAUCUCUAGAACUACAGGCACCACUAUCUGAACAUUUCUUUAAAUGA